UGCGGCUCAUGGCGACCAUGGAGCACCCGCACAUUGUGCAGUUCGUCGGCGUGGCGUGGGAGUCGCUGAGCGACCUGUUCUGCGUGACCGAGUUCAUGGCCGGCGGCGACCUGCGCUCGCUGCUGAGGGAGUACCUCGCUGCGGGCGUCCGCCAGGGGAUGGAUGCCAGCAAGGUGCGCAUCGCCUACCAAGUGGCGUACGCGCUGACGUACUUGCACUCGCUGGAGCCCGUGGUGCUGCACCGCGACCUCAAGUCACGCAACAUCUUGCUGACGGAGGCACUGGACGCCAAGAUCACGGACUUCGGGGCCUCGCGCAUCCGCUCUGACGCGACCAUGACCGCCGGCGUGGGCAGCUCGCUGUGGAUGGCGCCCGAGGUCAUGCUCGGCAAACGCUACGGGGAGAAGGCGGACGUGUUCUCGCUGGGUGUGGUGAUCUCGGAGCUGGACACGCACGAGCUGCCGUACUCGCACGCGAAGGAGGAGGGCGGCAGUGGCACCGGCGGCGGCGGCGGCGGGCGGCCGCUCCCGGACACGGCGGUGCUGCAGAUGGUGUCGCUGGGCAAGCUGCGCGUACGCUUCUCGGCGUUCAUGGACCCGGACAUGGCUCGCUUCGUGGGCAGCUGCGUGAGCAUGGAGCCCAGCGAGCGCCCCACGGCGGCCGAGGCGCUGUACUACCUGCAGGUGGCGGCCCGCAACGCACAGUACUGAUCGGCCGAGCUGAACCAAGGUAGAGCAAUUGAUUUCCAAGUUGAAGUUGUCGGAACAACUCGUAUAAUUUUCACGCACUAACGAACUGAGCAAGCCAGCCUUGUAGCUUGAGGUGGUCGUGCAUGGUGACCACAGUCGUGAUGCCAUGGGUGUGUUCUUCCCGACCGGCAGCAGGUUAGGAAAGCGGUCGUUGCUUCAGGUUACAACCGGUAACUGUCGGGAAUUUCGCCAAUGCACGUCUCUGUUGUCCAUCUGUUGGCGCGGCAUGGCUCGAUGAUUCGCUAGGCCUUCUGCGACGCUACGCUUGCAGCAGGCAUCCCUGCCCUGUGUAUUCCGACUCCCCCCCCAGUUAUCAGCGCAGCCCUCCACCGCGUGCACUCAUGCUGGCCGCCGUGGUGGUGUCCUGCGUGCUGCCGCUGCUGGCGGCGGCGCAGAACGACGAGGUCUCGUACUCGGUGAGUCUCAGCACGGGCACGCUCAUCGCGAUCGUCGCUGGCUGCGUCGCGGUGCUCUUGGUGUUCACCUGCUGCUGCUGCUGCAUGCGGAAGCGCCGAAAGGCCAAGCGCCAGCGAGAGCUGCAGGCCGCGGUGGCCGCCGCUAUAGUCAACACGCCCAAGGCCAACGACUCGCACGCCAUUGACGUGCCCUACGAGCAGGAGCGGCAGCACAACACGGGCUCCACCUACACCGACUCCACCAGGCACCCGAACUGCAACGGCACCGGCGCCUCCAUCUACGGAGGUGACCAGUACUCGUCCACAGGGCCGUCACACCGCAGUGGCGGAGGCAGACACUCGUCGAGUCUCUGGGACGACCCGGUGAUCGUCGCUGCGCGGAUCCCCGUCGACCGCGUCGAGCUCGGCGAGCUGCUCAGCCGCGGCGGGUUUGGCGAGGUCUACCGCGGUCGGUACCGCGACCAAAAUGUCGCCGUCAAGACGCUGCUGCCAUCGACCAGGAAGGACAUGAACCACAUCGAAGCGUUCUUGUCCGAGAUCAAGCUCAUGGCGACGAUGGAGCACCCCCAGAUUGUGCAGUUCAUCGGUGUGGCCUGGGAGUCGCUCAGCGAGCUGUACGCCGUCUCGGAAUUCAUGGAGGGCGGCGAUCUCCGCACGCUGCUGAUAAAGUACUACGAGAACGACCACCCGAGGGGCUUCGACCCUGCCAAGAUCAAGAUGGCGCUGCAGGUGGCGCAUGCACUGACCUACCUGCACUCUCUGGAUCCCGUCGUGCUGCACCGCGACCUCAAAUCACGCAACAUUCUGCUGACGGAUUCCUUAGACGCUAAGAUCACGGACUUCGGAGCAUCUCGAGAACGGUCGGACAAGACCAUGACUGCUGGAGUUGGGACGAGCUUCUGGAUGGCGCCCGAGGUCGUUUUGGGCGAGCAGUAUGGCGCGAAGGCGGACGUGUUCUCGUUUGGCGUCGUGCUCUCAGAAUUGGACACGCACGAACUGCCCUACUCGCACGCGAAGGAGAACAGCGAGACAGGCAGACCUCUGCCCGACGCGGCGGUGCUGCAGCUUGUGCUUAUGGGCAGGCUACAAGUGCAGUUCUCCGACGUCGGCCCCACGGAGAUGACGCAGCUGGCGCAACAGUGUCUGCAGAUGGAACCCGAGGACCGCCCCACAGCUGCGGAGGUGCUGUACCGGUUGCACACGAUCUCGAAGGCGUACCCGAGCAGCUACUCGCUUUAAGCUGUUCGCGCCGCCGUAGAUUAAGCUUUACUGUAGUAAAUUUACUUCAAGGACAAUAGGUAUUCGCCCCUUAUCGCACGAAACAUGCUUCAAGGACGCUGUUGCGAGUGAACUGAGAACCGGGCGCAUGACGUCGCAGUGGCGGGAAGCGGAAUGGAAUGAGCGUUUAUAAAAACAAAACACUUUGGGGCUUUCAACUAACAAAACUUCAGAUUUCAAGGCUACGUAGUGGUGCUCUACAGGAAGAGCGCAGCCGUGGCAACGAGGGCCGAGCCCAGCAGGGCGGCCGAAGGGCCCACAGCCACGCCGGCGCUGGAGCCGCUCGAGGUGUCGUCCGCAGCGCUGGACGCGCUGGCCGCCGAAUCCGCCGUACUCGAGGAGGAAGGCGCCUCCGUGGCGGGGGUCUGGGUCUCGAUGUCGAGGCUGCCCGAGUCCGAGUCGCCCACAAUCACGUCGUCGUCCGAGCUGGCCGAAGACGUCGUGUUGGCGGGGGCCGCAGUCACCUCGACGGCGCUGUCGAGCGAGGCCGAGGACGCGCUGCUGGUGGCGACGCUCUCGGAGCCGGCCGAAGCGGAAGUCGACGUGGCGGCGGCGGACGCAGCAGUGGACGUCGACGAAGCGCUCGUGCUGGCCGAAGCGGCCGUGGAGGAGCUCGAGGCGGAGCUGCUGCAUUCCGUCAUCACGGGCGUGAUCAGGUCCGAGUAGAGCGCGAAGGUGCCGACGGUGCACUCCUCCGGGAACAUGGUGGUGAGGUCCUUCAGCACGGUCUGGCACGCGGUGUUGCUGCACAUGGUGGCCAUCUCGGCCUUCGUCGGCGUCUUGAGCGAGGACGGAGAGUACCCGGAAGCGCUGGCGCACGGUGACCUCAGUUGACGUCAGCAGCGCCGUCACCGAGGCGGUGUCACAGGUGGCGGCG
This is a messenger RNA of Phytophthora sojae, 3320 nucleotides long. RefSeq lists its product as hypothetical. The record is from RefSeq and is a predicted model, not a curated record. Bases 1091 to 2404 code for a protein of 437 amino acids. Gene Ontology annotation, biological process: protein phosphorylation. The transcript has a single exon. Gene Ontology annotation, molecular function: protein kinase activity; ATP binding. Lineage: Eukaryota; Oomycota; Peronosporomycetes; Peronosporales; Peronosporaceae.